Molecule: messenger RNA, 594 nt
Organism: Soboliphyme baturini
Lineage: Eukaryota; Metazoa; Nematoda; Enoplea; Dioctophymatida; Soboliphymatidae
Source: the annotation of a GenBank genome assembly
AUGCGCGAACCGUAUUUGAUAAAAUCAAAUUUUCUAGGCGACUGGCAGGUGUCAGUUCUGUACGACGGCGAACACAUCCGAGGCAGUCCAUUCAUGUGCAAAGUGUUCGACGCCGGUCUCGUUGAGAUCCAGGGCCUGGAGGCUGGUUCGAUUGGUGAAGAAAUCGCAUUCACGGUGGAUGCUAGGGUUGCCGGCAGUGGAACGAUAACCGUCGAGGCGUUGCACAAUCAUCGACCGGUCAGGACGUUCGUUGAGCAGCUGGAUGUACAGCUGUAUCGAGCGCACUUCAUUCCCGCCGGAGCUGGAAAGUACGACAUCCACGUAUGGAUGAAUGAUGUCGAAAUCAACGGCUCUCCUUUCCUGUUGGACGUCGUCGAUAAAACAUCGAUCGCCGUUUCCGGCGACGGUUUGUCGAUGGCCAGUGUGGACAACCUGGCGACGUUCAUGAUUAAAGCUGCUGGAGUCGACAGUCAGGACCUGGUUGUGACCAUAACAGCGCCUUCCGGCAAAACGAAACGUGCUCGCAUCAUUGCGCUCAGCGAUUCGACCUACCGAGCCGAAUGGAAGCCGAUCGAAACUGGUAAGCAGUCGUAA